AUGAUAGUUGUUAAUGGAAAAGAAAAUUUAAUAAAUUGCAUUUUAUUUUUGUUUCAGGGCCGAUGUAAUCGGGAAAAACCCCCGUGCAAAUAUUUCCAUCCACCACAACAUCUGAAGGACCAGCUUUUGAUAAACGGGCGUAAUCAUUUGGCCCUAAAGAACGCGCUGAUGCAGCAGAUGGGUCUUACACCGGCCCAGCCACUAGUGCCUGGCCAGGUACCAGCAGUGGAGGCACCAGCACCUCCGGCACCACACCAUCACCUUCAACAGCAAAUCCAGCAGCAACUUCUCGCUACCCACGCCUUUAUGGCGACGAAUCCGUACCUGACCGGUAUGCCGCAGGUUGGCAACACGUACAGCCCGUAUUUCGCGCCCAGCCCCAUCAUGCCAGCGAUCAUGGGGCCUGCGGACCCAACCGGAGUCGGAAGCCCAUUGGGCGUGGUCCCGCAGACGGUGGCGAUGCCGCAGAAGAUGCCACGUACCGACCGCCUCGAGGUAUGUCGCGAGUUUCAACGCGGGGCGUGCAAACGCGGCGAGACGGAGUGCCGGUUUGCGCACCCCCUCGAGACGGUGCAGGCGAACGAGGACGGCUCUGUGACGGUCUGCAUGGACGCUGUCAAGGGCCGAUGCAAUCGGGACCCCUGCCGCUAUUUCCACCCCCCUCUGCACCUUCAAGCCCACAUUAAGGCCGCACAAUCUCGGGCUAGCAUUGCGACGGCGACUAUGCCGACGAACGUAGCGGGAAUGGGCGCGUUGGCUGGCGGAGUGUCAGGAGUGCCGGCAACUGCGGUUCCCGGAGGACUUCAGAGCGCCAGUAUGGCAAGCAUCGAACUCGGCAAGAAGCGGAUGCGCGACUCCAAUGAUGAUCUGCUAAUGGUACCACGGCUUAUGCAUGAAAUGGACAUGAAGUCUGUCGGAUCGUUCUACUACGAGAACUUUGCCUUCCCAGGAAUGGUUCCGUAUAAACGACCGGCGGGCGACAAGUCCGGCAUGCCGGUCUAUCAGCCUACCGGCGCGACGACCUAUCAACAGUUAAUGCAGCUGCAGCAGCCCUUCGUGCCUGUGUCAUGUGAGUACACUGGAACACCACCCCUACCCACCCAAACCUCUAACCAAUCGGUCGUGCAACCCCCGAACGUGCAAAGCAACCACCACGCGGUGGUAGUUCAGUCCUCCUCCUCCUCCCAAGGAACCGGCGGCGCCACAGUCAAUAACUGCGCCGACGCCAACAAUGGCGUGAUGAUGGAUCCCUGCAACAACCCACCGCCACCACCUCCAACCGCCGACAAUAACAGUAACAAUAGUAACGUGAAUAACAAGCAGCCGAAUCCAACGCAGAAUCACGAUGCCGAAAACGCGCACAACUCCCCCGAAUUGAAUCACGCGAGUCCCGCGACCAUUUCGCAGCAACAGCAACAGCAACAGCAACAGCAACAGCAGCACCAACAGCAACAACACCAACAGCACCAACAGCAACAGGCUCAGCAGGCUCAGCAGCAGCAACAGCAGCAACAACACCAAUUGCAACAACAGCAUCAACAGCAACAAUUGCAGAACCAAUUGGCGCUGUCGGCCGCCAGCGUGCAACCCGCGAUGAGCCCGUUGACCUCGGUCGCCGGCCUAACCUCGAUGCCAGGCGUGGUCAUGGCCUCGAUGGCCUCGAUGACGAACGUGCCCUCGGUCACGAACAUGGUGUCCAUGGCCAACUACAACGCCACGAACAUGGCAAGUUUA
Apis dorsata (giant honeybee) is the source of this 1734-nucleotide messenger RNA. RefSeq names its product muscleblind-like protein 2. The annotation marks the transcript as partial. NCBI's taxonomy places the organism in Eukaryota, Metazoa, Arthropoda, Insecta, Hymenoptera, Apidae. Gene Ontology annotation, molecular function: metal ion binding. The transcript has 8 exons. The record is from RefSeq and is a predicted model, not a curated record.